UGAUGAUGUCAACACAGGUUAGAGGUGCAGGCAACAGGUGUGCACAGUUUACACAGAGCAGAGUGCUCUCACUCUAACAGUUGCCAAGAUUCACAGAUUUACAAAGCCUUUCUGCCUUUUGGGAAUUAGCAGCGAAGAAUAAGGCCCGACAAUGGCCAACUUUGGAGGACAUGCCAUUCCUGGCUCUUUUUUCCUGUUCUAUGGCUUUUGGCUAACAGUGAAACACAUUGUCCAACACUACUGGAGGACAAGUCAGUCUAAAGGAAGACGGACUAUGCCGCCUGUCUUUAAAAGGAUGGACUACAUUGAGGGAGGAUUUCAAAUCUUUGCUUCAUUUGUUGGUAUCAUGGUUGAACAGUUUGUGGUGGACGGGCCACAUGCCCACCUCUACAACACAGAGACCAACUCGUGGGUCAAGCUGAUGAACUGGCAGCAUGGCACCAUGUAUCUGUUCUUUGGGCUCUCUGGAAUAGCACUGGUUGCCAAUACUGCGUCCAAACAGGUGCCAGCUGGUGUUGACCGCCUUGCUCUCUCCUUGGCUCUUUUUGUUGAAGGGUUUCUGUUCUACUACCACGUGCACAGUCGUCCCCCGCUGGACGCUCACAUCCACUCCCUGCUGCUCGUGGCUGUUUUCAGCGGGUCGGCCAGCACCAUGUUGGAGGUGUUCAUAAGAGACAACAUUAUUUUGGAGCUGUUCAGAGCGUGUCUGUUCAUCCUGCAGGGCUCGUGGUUCUACCAGAUUGGAUUUGUACUUUACCCAUUAAGCGGACCGGAGUGGGACCUGACACUGCAUGACAACAUCAUGUUCAUCACAAUGUGCUUCUGCUGGCAUUUAGCUGUGGCCCUGUUUUUAGUCGCCUGCAUCGCCUCUGCGGUUUGGUUCACAGUGAAGCGACUCUCAGGACGGGGACGGGAUAUCGAGAUUGGAAUGCGAAAUACAUCCUCCACAUCGAGCUCCCAGAAAGCUUUGCUUGAAGAGUCAGAUGAAGAGUGAAUGCAUGGUUAUGGUUCUUUAAAGUUUUACUUAAAUUGGAUUUAAUUUUCUAUGUUGAUGGUCUGUGAGACCAAGUCUGCUGUUUUGUACAAAGUAAUUUUCUUUUGUAAAACCCCCCCCCCCCAACAAAACAAAAAAUAAAACACAAAUCUGUUUAAAUAUGA
Sebastes umbrosus (honeycomb rockfish) is the source of this 1158-nucleotide messenger RNA. It is a transcript of the gene tmem45b, whose product is annotated as transmembrane protein 45B. The record is from RefSeq and is a predicted model, not a curated record. Lineage: Eukaryota; Metazoa; Chordata; Actinopteri; Perciformes; Sebastidae. The coding region runs from base 152 to 994 and encodes 280 amino acids. The transcript is spliced from 6 exons.